Molecule: messenger RNA, 3358 nt
Organism: Bolinopsis microptera
Lineage: Eukaryota; Metazoa; Ctenophora; Tentaculata; Lobata; Bolinopsidae
Product: solute carrier organic anion transporter family member 4A1-like
Exons: 14
Coding region: 115-2181 (688 amino acids)
Biological process (GO): sodium-independent organic anion transport; transmembrane transport
Cellular component (GO): plasma membrane
Molecular function (GO): protein binding
Source: RefSeq, a predicted model, not a curated record
ACUUUUGAUUGAUCUUGCAAUUAUUUUUGUUCUUUUCCCUGAUAAAUCUUAUUUACUAUUUUCCCGCAAGUAAUUCCCGAUUAACCUUUCUUUGCUUGUUUGUUAAAGUUCGCUAUGAGCUCCAACAAAGUUAAGUUCUCCAUCGACUCCAGUAAGGUCCAUCACAACAGAGCUGCACAAGAUUUCAGCACAGAUCCGGAGGCCCCAAAGAUGACAUAUGAGGUAGAAGAGAAGGAUGACCGCAAAACCUCUCAAAUGGGUGUGUUUGGGUGGAGACCCAGGUUUCUUGAGUGUCUUAACCAGCCGGUCAUAUUUGUUGUAUUCUUUGGUAUUGGUAAUCUGUUUACCGUGAUGUCGUUUGGAGUCCUCAGCGUAUACCUUACAACCUUAGAGAAAACAUUCAACUUGAACUCUAAAGAAACAGGAGUAAUCCUCCUUGGGAACGACAUAUCUGGACUCUUCGCCUCACUUAUCCUAGCCAACUACUGCAGCUCUAAGAAAAUCCGGUGGAUAGCUAUUGGCAUGUUUGCUGUUGUAUUGUCGUGUCUUCUACCAGCCAUGGCUACUCUAUUUGCAGAGUAUCCUGAAAUGAACAAGGACGCCUUUGUACCGAGUAUGGAGGGUAUCAGAGGUUUAUGUGACCUUAGUGAAAAGGGGUUCGGUCCACCGCCUCAGACAGAUGGUAGCUAUGCAGUUCGGAACCACGGGCUGUUCUGGCUCUUUGUUGCUGGAUCUCUUGUCUUGGGUAUAGGUGGCUCACCCCCGGGUAUAGCUGGCCCCACCUACAUGGACGAAAUGUACACACAGAAAGAGUUUGGUAUCGCUAUCUCCCUCCUGUACAUAAUCACCUUUGUAGGGUUCCCCAUCUCAGUGCUGUUCGCGGGGGCCUCCCUUGACAUGUACGUGACUCUGGACCCCCCGGAGGGAAUGAACCCCAGCAGACCCGAGUGGGUGGGGGCCUGGUGGUUAGGGUUCCUGGUGCCGGCUGUGGUGAUCUUCUUUGUGAGCUUCAUUGUCAUGUUGUUUCCUACUCAGAUGCCUGCUGCUAAGAGGGUGUUAUCAGACAAGAUAAAAAAGGGUAUCACAACUGCAGUGGAAAAGAAGAACGAACUCCAUCGUUCGAUAUUGGAUAUAACCAGAGAUACGAUCCCUGUAGCGAAGAGGAUACUGAAGAACAAGUCCCUGAACUGCCUUGUGUUUGGGGACGCACUUGUUUUCUUACAGAUUGGAUCUAUAAGUUACCUUCCAAAGAUGUAUGCCAUAGCUUUUAGACUAGGGUUCUCUGAGGUUGGAACAGUUAUUGGAGUAACAAACGUGGUUGCUUUUGUUUUGGGUCUUGUCCUGGGUGGAGCUAUCAUGAGGAUCAAAGAUUGGCAUCCUAAAAAGUUGCUGCUAAUUUACGCGGUAGCAGUCCUAGUGUCCACCCCCUUUACAGCAAGUCUUUUCUACCGUUGUGACUCAAAUACAGUGGGAGGAGUCGACAUUAUAUAUCCCAACAGCAAUGCCAGUACCCCGGCGUUCCUAGACACAUGUAACGAAGACUGUAAAUGCAACACAGUAUUCCCCUCUUUCGUGUGUGACACCUCAGAUCAAACCACCUACUUCUCCCAGUGUCAUGCUGGCUGUUUGGGAGGAGAGCUUAACGACCCUGCUGACAUCAAAUCAGGAGUAAAAGAGUACUCAGAAUGUGGGUGUACAGCAGGGAAGACAGUGGUGCCGGGAGAGUGUGGUUCCAGGUGUCAGACCCGGCUCUACAUCUCGCUAACUCUGUCAGUCAUAGGAACUAUGAUUAAUUUCUCUGGGUACGCGGCUCAUGCUACUGUUUAUCAGAGAGUUGUAGGCGAGGUGGAUAGAACGGUGGCUCAGGGCUGGAGACAGUUUAUCACCAGAGUGCUAGGAACCCUCCCAGCACCCAUCCUAUUCGGGUACAUCAUAGACAACGCCUGUACUAUCUGGAGGACUAACUUUGAUGGGAAACAGGGAAAUUGUUGGGUGUACGAUUUGGAUAGUUUGCUGGUUUGGUUUGUUUGGGUGCAGAUAAUUCUCCGUAUUGGAUCAUCUAUACUUUACUUUGCUGGCUGGUACCUAUACCCUGAACCUACUCAAGAAGAAUUAGAACGAUACGAGGGACGGGCAGGUAGUAAUGGAUACGAAAUGGAAAGGACAGAUUUGAAAUCUUAGGAGUUAGAGCGUGAUGUUUUAGUUUCAUAUCUCUAAUACAGACUUGAAGAUUCUUCUAGGCGCGCAGAGGGUUCGUUCGAAAUGGUUAGAUUAACGCAUUCUGAUCUAAUCUAUAGAGAGAACGAGGCCGACACACAGCUCAACGGCUGUGAUUUGAGAGAUAAGACUUGAAGUAUGUGUUCAUAAGGGUAUGAGAUUGUAAUGGUUAUAUAUACUUGAAGUGAAAGGAUCAAAGGGAAUUCAAAAGACAAAGAUUUUAAAUUGAACCUGCGGUUAGUUUUGAUAAAUUUUAUUCUAGGAUAAUAUUAAUCUGGUCAAAGACUCAUCAAUGCUGCAAAUUUGGUUCAUGACAUGAGUAGUCAUUACAUGAGUUAGCACAGAAUUUUGUCUCCUAUGUUGAUAAAUUUGGUGCCAAAAAUAUAAAUAACAUAAAUGCACUGGGAAGCACGUUUUAAAAAACUGUUAGUCAAAAUUUAUUUUCAAAUUCUUAAACCUGUACACAAGCGAAUUUAUUAACACUUAUAACAAGCAACUUUCGGUACCAAAUAUAUCAAGAUUGGAUUCGGAGACAACAAAAUUCUCAGCCAACUUUACUCACGGCAUUUAUUACACUGACCACAGACGAUAAGAGCCAGACGAGCAGAAAUAAAAUGCGUUUUUAGUUUUAGGAUAUAGUAUCGAUGCAACAGUACAUUUUUACUGGGUAGAACUAAAACUCAAAAUUGACAGUUUGAACUUGUAAUUUAUUUAUUAUGAUGUUAACAUCAUUUGAAAUAUUAUUGUUAAGAUCAAAAUAUUUUCCGUGUACGUCAAGAUCAGAAUGAUACAUUUAAGUUGAUACUUUUGUACACAGUUAAUGUUAUUGUUUAAUUUUUCAUGCAGCACUUAAAAUUAAAAUGGUUACUUAUUCUCUUUCUAAACAAUGCUAUCAUUGUGUUCAUAACGAGGUAACGUACUAUUGUACGGGUUUCCGUUUAGCAUUUUGAAAUUGAAUCAAUAAUAAUAAUAUAAUUACAUCAAUUUUCAAGUUACAUUAAAAAUGGAUCUUGAUAAUGGAAAUUUAUUUAUACUUUUCAGGCUUUUAUUCAUGUUCUAAAAAUAUUUCUAUCAAAACGUAACAUAAAUCUGAGGCAAAAUUAGUGUAUAAUUAUUUACUUUUAAUUCAACCAACUUUAUC